Zasmidium cellare ATCC 36951 is the source of this 927-nucleotide messenger RNA. RefSeq lists its product as uncharacterized. The transcript has 3 exons. The record is from RefSeq and is a predicted model, not a curated record. Bases 1 to 927 code for a protein of 308 amino acids. NCBI's taxonomy places the organism in Eukaryota, Fungi, Ascomycota, Dothideomycetes, Mycosphaerellales, Mycosphaerellaceae.
AUGGCCCAGACCAGCGAAGAGUUCGCUGUUUCUCCAGCAUAUAAAGCGUCCCAAAGCGUUAAAAACUUUACCAAGACUUCACAUAAUGACACAUAUCCCGCCAUUGAUACCAGGGGUUCGCCCGAUUGGAACUGCAAAGGCAAAGCCAUGUUGAUCACCGGCGCCAAUGGUGGCGUUGGCCGAGCAGUCGUGCAGGCCUAUGCUCGGAUGGGAGCGACACAUAUAGGACUUGGUGUGCGGCGUGAUGUCCCUGAUCUGGUCAAGGCAGUCAAAGCAGCGGCCGCGGAGAAAGGCCAUCCAGAGCCAACGGUGACGACAGUCCAUAUCGACUUGGAAGACCGGGCCAGCAUCUCCGCAGCAGCAGAGCAGCUCGAGCGGGAAUGGGGCCGUCUUGACAUCGUGAUCAGCAACGCUGGCUACUUACCACGCUGGGAGCCGCUGCUUGACGGUGACGAGUUAGAUUACUGGAAGGCCUGGGAGCUGAAUAUCCGAGGGACUUACUGGCUUGCCAAAGCUUUCCUCCCGCUUCUAUUGAAGUGUGGCGGCGACAAGACAUUUGUGGCCAUCAGCAGUAUGGGUGCUCAUAUCCUCACGCCGGGUGCCAGCUCGUACCAGACGACCAAGUUUGCCGUUUGCCGCUUCGUUGAGUUCAUGAUGGCGGAUUAUGGUGACCAGGGCCUGGUAGCGUACGCAAUGCAUCCAGCCUCGAUGCUGACCGAGCUCGCGAGCAACAUUCCUGCACACAUGCACCAGUUCCUGAACGAUACUCCUGAGUUGGUUGGUGAUACAUUCGCGUUCCUCGGUAGCAAGAAGAGAGAUUGGCUUGCGGGACGGUUCGUCGCUGUCUGCUGGGACAUGCCGGAGCUGAUGGCGAGGGAGAAAGAGAUUGUGGAGAAGGAUGCGCUGAAGUUUCGUAUGGUGAUGUAG